Messenger RNA from Cynocephalus volans (Philippine flying lemur), 985 nucleotides. RefSeq names its product uridine phosphorylase 1-like. The record is from RefSeq and is a predicted model, not a curated record. Gene Ontology annotation, cellular component: cytoplasm; cytosol. Gene Ontology annotation, biological process: uridine catabolic process; nucleotide catabolic process. Lineage: Eukaryota; Metazoa; Chordata; Mammalia; Dermoptera; Cynocephalidae. Gene Ontology annotation, molecular function: uridine phosphorylase activity.
UUGGAUCCCAGCUUGCUCGUCGUUCCGUCGUGGUCCUGCCUCAAUUGAAAGAAUGGCAUUCGCAGGAGCUGACGCAGAGGAACUUGAAAAUCACAAUGACUGCCUCGUCCGACUUUCAAAUCCAAACGUAGCAACAAUGAAAGAAGAUGUUCUGUACCAUUUCAGUCUCAGCACUAGCACACACGACUUCCCAGCUAUGUUUGGAGAUGUGAAGUUUGUGUGUGUGGGUGGAAGCCCCUCCCGGAUGAAGGCUUUCAUCAGGUAUGUGGCUGAAGAGCUGGGCUUUGACCACCCGGGCGUCGACUAUCCCAACAUCUGUGCGGGGACCGACCGCUAUGCCAUGUACAAAGUAGGACCAGUGCUGUCUGUCAGUCACGGGAUGGGCAUUCCCUCCAUCGCUAUCAUGCUGCACGAGCUCAUCAAGCUGCUGUACCAUGCCAGGUGCUCCAACAUCACCAUCAUCCGCAUUGGCACUUCAGGCGGGAUAGGUCUGGAGCCCGGCUCGGUGGUCAUAACCCGGCAGGCCGUGGAUGCCUGCUUCAAGCCGGAGUUCGAGCAGAUCGUGCUGGGGAAGCGGGUCGUUCGGAGCACGGACCUGGAUGAGCAGCUGGUACAGAAGCUGCUGCAGUGUUCCGCAGACCUGAGCGAAUUCACCACGGUCGUGGGGAACACCAUGUGCACCUUGGACUUCUACGAAGGACAAGGCCGUCUGGACGGCGCUCUCUGCUCCUACACGGAGCAGGACAAGCAGGCGUAUCUGCGGGCAGCCUACGCGGCCGGCAUCCGGAACAUUGAGAUGGAAUCGUCAGUGUUUGCUGCCAUGUGCAGCGAGUGUGGCCUCAGAGCUGCUGUGGUGUGUGUCACUCUCCUGAACCGCCUGGAUGGGGACCAGAUCCUCAGCCCUCAUGAGGUGCUCACCGAGUACCAGAAGAGGCCACAGCGGCUGGUAGGUUACUUCAUCAAGAAGAGCCUGGGGAAGGCCUGA